This is a messenger RNA of Diabrotica virgifera virgifera (western corn rootworm), 3155 nucleotides long. Its product is annotated as gastrula zinc finger protein XlCGF57.1-like. The coding region runs from base 225 to 2066 and encodes 613 amino acids. Gene Ontology annotation, cellular component: nucleus. The record is from RefSeq and is a predicted model, not a curated record. Gene Ontology annotation, biological process: regulation of transcription by RNA polymerase II. The transcript has 3 exons. Gene Ontology annotation, molecular function: RNA polymerase II cis-regulatory region sequence-specific DNA binding; DNA-binding transcription factor activity, RNA polymerase II-specific. Lineage: Eukaryota; Metazoa; Arthropoda; Insecta; Coleoptera; Chrysomelidae.
CGUUUAACGACAGAAGUGACACAAGUGACAGAACAAUCAAGAUGGACGAAUAUAUUUGAAAAUAGGUAAUAGGUGUCAAAACAGAAAUUUUUAAAUGACAAACUAUAGAAAAAAUAUGUAUUGAAAUUCAGAUCCCGUAAUUUUUAUAGCAUUAUAAAUUAAGGUGCCGUUCGGCGAGGCCUACAAUACAAGAUAGAUAAACAAUAACUAAAACAUAUAGAAUCAUGUUUAAUCAAACUGAAGUAAAAAAAGAAGUUGGUGAGACAACUUGCAAGAGAGAAAUAGAUAAUGAAGUAGAUGACGUUCUACAGGAAACUUUAAAAACUGAAAUUAAGGAGGAACCUAUGGAUGAAAUUACAAAUGACACAUUUGAUUAUGUAGACAUUAAAACAUGCCCUAUAAAAACUGAAAUAGAACAGGAUGAUGGUUUCUCUUGUAAAGACAUGAAAACUGAUGCUAGUGGUAGAAGUAUUUUAAACCAACAUAUAACUUCCACUACCAAUGUGAAGACUGGAGGACAACCUUUUAUAUGUAUCAUUUGCAAGAAACCAUGGUCAACCAAUUAUCGUUUAGAUAUACACAUGCGGAUACACACUGGGGAAAAACCUUUUGCAUGUGAAAUUUGCACCAAACGAUUUUCAACAAACGGUCAUUUAAAAAUACAUCUGAAAGUUCAUACUGGUGAAAAACGAUUUAAAUGUGAAACUUGCAACAAACAGUUUUCAACAAAACAAAUUUUAAAAUCGCAUGUGAGGGUGCAUACUGGUGAAGACCCAUUUGAAUGUGAAAUUUGCAACAAACAGUAUUCAACACAGAGUAAUUUGAAAAUGCAUAUGAAAUUGCAUAUUGAUGAAAAACCGUUUGAAUGUGGAUUAUGCACCAAACAGUUUUCAAGGAAACACAAUUUAACAAAGCAUAUGAGAGUGCAUAUAAAGGGAGAGUGCACUGGUGAAAAACUAUUUGAAUGUGAAAGUUGUAACAAACAAUUUUCAACAAAGGAUAAUUUAAAAAGUCAUAUGAAAUUGCAUACUGGUGAAAAACCAUUUGAAUGUGAAAUUUGCACCAAACAAUUUUCAACAAAAAGUAGUUUAAAAGCACAUAUGAUGGUGCAUACCGGUGAAAAAUCAUUUGAAUGUAAAAUUUGCACCAAACAGAUGUCAACGAAAGAAGUUUUGAAAUUGCAUAUUAUGAGAGUGCAUACUGGUGAAAAACCAUUUGAAUGUGGAAUUUGCACCAAACAAUUUUCAACAAAAGGUAGUUUAACAGUACAUAUGACAGUGCAUACUGGUGAAAAACCAUUUAAAUGUGAAAUUUGCACCAGACAAUUUUCCACGAAAGAAGUUUUAAGAUCUCAUGUGAGAGUGCAUACUGGUGAAAAACCAUUCGAAUGCCAAAUUUGCGCUAUGAAAUUUUCAAGAAAGUGUUAUUUAACGAUACAUAUGCAAUCGCAUACUGGUGAAAAAAAAUUUUUUGAAUGUGAAAUUUGCACCAAGAAAUUUGCAAGAAAGAGGUAUUUAACAAUACAUAUGAAAAUGCAUACUGAUGAAAAACCAUUUGAAUGCGGAAUUUGCAUCAAGCAGUUUGUAACGAAACAAAUUCUACAACGACAUAUGGCAGUGCAUACAGGUGAAAAACCAUUUGAAUGUGAAAUUUGCACCAGACAAUUUUCCACGAAAAUAGUUUUAAGAUCUCAUGUGCGAGUGCAUACGGGUGAAAAACCAUUCGAAUGCAAAAUUUGCGCUAUGAAGUUUUCAAGAAAGAGUUAUUUAACAAUACAUAUGAUAUCGCAUACUGGUGAAAAACCAAUUUUUGAAUGUGAAAUUUGCACCAAAAAAUUUUCAAGAAAGAGUUAUUUAACAAUACAUAUGAAAAUCCAUACUGAUGAAAAACCAUUUGAAUGUGGAAUUUGCAACAAACAGUUUAUAGCGAAACAAGUUCUACAAAGGCAUAUGGCAGUACAUACAGGUGAAAAACCAUUUAGAUGUGAAAUUUGCACCAAGAAGUUUUCAACGAAAUACGUAUUAAAAUCGCAUAUGAGAGUGCAUACUGGUGAAAAACCAUAUUGAUGUGAAAUUUUCAACAUGUUUCAAUAAAACAAGUUUUAAAAUCGCAUAUGAGAGUGGAUACUAGUGAGAAAAACCAUUUGAAUGUGAAAUUUGCACCAAAAAGUUUUCAUUGAAACUGUAUUUAAUAUCGUAUAUGAGAGUGCAUAGUGAUCAAAAAUCGUUUGAAUGUGAAAAUUUCACCAAAUAGUUGUAACGUUAUAAACGUCACAUAUUUUCUAUGGUAUUUCAAGUAAUUAUUUUAUUAUAUUUUCUUUAAUAUUCAUUUGGUUGCACGCCUAUUUGUGUAGCAAAUAAAUCACGUUGGGUGCCUAUUCGUGAAACGAUAAACUACCACAGAGAAUUGAAAUAAUAUUGUAAUAGCUAUUUAUAUAACAAGGGAGGAAAGUGCUACUUUUCCUCCCGAGAAUGAAGUUUACUUAGUAAAGAUUAGUAAUCAUUCAAGGGAGGAAAAGGCGCUUUACUCCCAUGUUAUACAUACGGCUUUUCCACCUUCCUCAAAUAACAAGUCAUUUUUCUUAAUUUAUUGAUGUAACUAACCAACAAAAUUUAUUAGAACUAAAACUAACAAGUAGAUACAAUAUAACUGUCAACUGUCAAAUAUAAGUCAAAUUAUUAAUGUAAACAUUGUUAAAUGAAAAUAACAAUUUACUGUUUUUUACCAUUCUGCAAAAUACAGGGUGUUUUAUAAAUAGACGUUAAAAUGUAUAGAUACUUACGUAAUAGAAAAUAGAUAUUGUACAGGAAGUCAAUAAGUUAUGUUUCAUGAAUGCAAUACCAUGACGUCACUUUUACUUUUCCUCCCUAGGGAGGAAUAGUACAACUUUGCUCCCUACAAUGAAGUCCGGAAAAGUAUACUUUCGGUAGAGGUAGGUGGAAAAAGAAUAUUUCAAUGAUAGUUGUCGUUUAGUGGCUUUAACUCAGUCUCUCAGGUUGUGAGUCGCCUUGUCUUAAUCAAAAUAUAUAUGGACGUUGAAAAUUAUUUAGGUGGAAGCAAACAAUAAGUUAACUAAUUAGGUUUAUUUUCAUUAAAAAUAUAAUAAAAAUGUGAUGUAUUUGAUUCAAUAUUAUAUAUACAAAUUCUUGCUGAAA